AUGACGCCUGCUCUUUGUCCGCGGGUAGCAGCCUUCUCUACAAGCAAUCUAUUACGGCAUAAGCAUAUCGACCCGCCAAAGCCAGGCGAAGGCAUCAAAGUCACCUUCAUCACACAGACUGGCUCAAAAGAAACAGUCGAAGCGCCAAAAGGCGCAAGUAUCCUCGACGUGGCGCAUGAAAAUGACAUUGACCUCGAAGGCGCCUGUGAGGGAUCUGUUGCUUGUUCUACCUGUCAUGUGAUUGUCGACCCGGCGUACUAUGAGAAGCUGGAGGAGCCGACGGAUGAAGAGAACGAUAUGCUUGAUCUGGCAUUCGGCCUCGAAGAAACGAGCAGACUUGGGUGUCAGGUCGUGCUGGACAAGGCACUCGAUGGUAUCACCGUCAAGCUACCGUCAGCGACUCGCAACAUGCAGUUCAAGAAGUAG
Molecule: messenger RNA, 426 nt
Organism: Protomyces lactucae-debilis
Lineage: Eukaryota; Fungi; Ascomycota; Taphrinomycetes; Taphrinales; Protomycetaceae
Product: 2Fe-2S ferredoxin-type domain-containing protein
Exons: 2
Coding region: 1-426 (141 amino acids)
Biological process (GO): P450-containing electron transport chain
Cellular component (GO): mitochondrion
Molecular function (GO): 2 iron, 2 sulfur cluster binding
Source: RefSeq, a predicted model, not a curated record